AGACAGGAACCCCACACUCGAACAGCACCCCGAUCACCCUUCAUACCUUCCCAAUCCGAACGGUGUGAACAGGCGUAAACAGAGCCAACAAAACGUCGUCGCCUUCCACUUCAACAUGAUGCUUAGAACUGCUUCAUGGAUUUGCUACAAAUGCAGGUACCGACCUGGGCUGCCUACGGGUUCAUCGUGUGAAGCUCAGGUAUACAGCUCUGCCUGAAGGCUCCGGUACACUUUGCGAUAGGCGACGACUAUUCAAGACUGGCGGCAAACUGGGAAUAUGGGGGUCACGACUGAACCAAGAACCCUUGGAAGGGCCAAACGGACGUUACCGCCUCCAUGGACUUCGGCCAGGAUCGGGGCGCUAUUGCUGGUAGCUGUUGGUGUAUUCGCAUUCUCACAGUUUUCUCCAUUUCUGGGGCAGAGGCAAAUCCCGGAGUUGAGCUUCAGCUUGCAUGGCAGCCGAAUAUUUGCGUCGGAUAAGGGGGUGGAUGAUGACUGGGACGAUAUCCCUCCUUCUAGAAACAUCAUAUGGCGUAAAUGCUUUGGCGACUUUGACUGUGCCAAACUCGACGUACCACUUGACUGGCUUGACCCUUCAGAUAACGCUCGGGCCAUCAUAGCAGUCAUCUGGCUACGAGCGACAGACCUUGAUGACUACCGCGGCCCCGUGUUUUUCAACCCUGGCGGCCCCGGUGGUUCUGGGGUAGCCGCCAUGAGGGACCGAGGAAAGCAUCUCCAGGAGAUUAUCGGGACGAACCACGAUCUCAUCAGCUUUGACCCACGCGGAGUUGGGGUCUCAACCCCAGAGAUACAGUGUUGGCCGACUGAGCAAAGCGCGAAGAUGUGGCAGCUCUUGGACAUUGGCGCUGUAGACGCGCAUCCCGGAGUGCUGUAUGAUGCUUAUGCGAGGGCUACUGCACGCUCAGGCGCUUGUGCACGUAGUAUGGGUGGCACUCUUGACCCAGCAGGUGCUGAGCAUGGGGUCUUGAGCUACGUCGGCACCACAUCUGUCGCGAGAGACAUGCUGGAGAUCCUGACCCAGAUGGGAGAGGAGAAACUGAGGUACUGGGGCUUCAGCUACGGCACGAUGCUCGGUGGGACGUUUGCCGCCUUGUGGCCUGACAAGGUGGAACGGAUGGUGAAUGAUGGGAAUGUCAACUAUAAGGAGUGGAUGGCCAAUAACAGUACGACAUUUUCCAGGGACUCGGACAAGGUGAUGGCUGGCUUUUACAAAUAUUGCCAUUUGGCCGGACCAAGCGAAUGCGCCUUUUAUAGGUCAACACCUGAAGCUAUUGAAGAGCGCCUAGACGCACUCCUAGAACGCCUCAGACGCCAGCCAAUUGUGGCACCUCUGACACUUCAUAUAGCGGACCUACCAGAGGUAAUAUACUACUCUAGUGUGAGGCAGCUCAUAUCUGCUUCGUUAUACCAGCCCGUCUUAAUGUUCCCGACUCUGGCUCGUAUCCUUGAGUCCCUUGACAAGGGCGAUGGCGCCGAGUUCAUUAAUUAUUACAGCUCAUCGCAGAAACCGCUAUCCUGUGACUGCUCAUUGAGCAGCCCAAUAGUCAGCCCAGUGUUCAAAGAGAGCACGCCUGACGCAUUCGGAGCUGUCCUCUGUGCGGAUGGCGGCGAGACAGACGAUUCAAUAGAAGCCGUAGAAGCCUAUAGCAAAACCCUGCUAGGCAUUAGCAAAGCAGCAGGUCCUGUCGACGUCACGACGAGAAUGAGUUGCGUUGGCUGGAGAGUUCGAGCGAAAUGGAGGUUUGCAGGCCCUUUCCAGGGGAACACCAGUCACCCCAUCCUCUUCAUUGGCAACAUAGCCGAUAAUGCAACACCCCUUCGCAGCGCCUAUCUCGAUGCAGAAGGCUUUGCAAAUGCGUCAGUGUUGGUUUAUGAUUCAUUCGGGCAUACCACUCUCUCGACGCCCUCAACGUGCAUUGCCAAUCAUAUUAGGGAGUACUUCCAGACCGGCGCCGUGCCGGUUAAUGGGACGAUUUGCAAGCCAGAUACUGCCCCUUUCCAGCCACUCCCAGGAACGGACGCGAUGAGAGGGUUGGCGCAGUCUAAAUUGACGGAAGCUGUCUGGGAGCUUGCAAAGAAGAAGAGGAGUCCGUUGGUGUUUUAAUAGCAGAUGAGCCGGCGAGAUUCUAUUCCCUAGAGAGAGUCAGGACGAGAAGAAUCAUGUUAUUAGCGAAACGGUGGGAUCGUAUACUAUAGAGAGACCGGGGUACUGGAGUUAUAUUAUAUGAUGGGGACAUGACACUAUUGUCAGGAAUGAACGAUAAAUUAGCAUAGCUUACGAUUAGCCCAUAGUUUAGAUUACACUAGAAAUUAUAACAGAC
This is a messenger RNA of Pseudogymnoascus destructans, 2342 nucleotides long. RefSeq lists its product as uncharacterized. The transcript has 3 exons. Lineage: Eukaryota; Fungi; Ascomycota; Leotiomycetes; Thelebolales; Thelebolaceae. The record is from RefSeq and is a predicted model, not a curated record. Bases 278 to 2125 code for a protein of 615 amino acids.